UUUUGAGGCUCAGUUUGGUCUCCAGGCUGACUAUUUUUCUCUUAUCUGUCUAACGACUCUAACCCAUCAUCGCCAAACGCGCCAUCUCAAGGUCGAAGCCUAGAAGCGCCCAAGGCCACCGGAAGAAGGCGAAAUCAAUUCGUGUUCGAUUCUUUAUCUGAGAAUCAGCCAUGUCGGCCCCUGAAGUGCUGCAGAAAGAACAUGAUCUGCUCAUGUUUUCUGCCCUAUUUGACCAUCCCAAAGAAAAUAAUCCAAAAUCCCGAGGAUUGGCUAUCGAGAAGAGGAUCGAGUACCUUGAGAGCCUGACUGGAACUUUCUUGUUUCAGGUUAGCAAUCGAAGAUCACGGCGAUGGUUAAACGAUCGUCUUUUGAUGGAACUUGUUCCUCGUUUAAAUGCACAAGAGAUUAGAGGCUUGUUUGCUCCACCACCUUGGGGUGAGGAUGUUCCACCGUCACCAUUUUCCAUGACAGAUGUUGGGGAGUGGGAUAAAUUUAGGAAUAUUGACAUGGACAAAGAGGCAACCAUCAUUGAAGCCAUGGAAAACUCUUCAUCAAAAAGGGGCAGUCAAGGAGAUUCUGAUAAGAGGGCUGUACUGAAUGCUUGGCAUAGAGUAGAUUCUCGAACUAGAGGGGCACUUCGCCGUAGCUUUCUUUCAGAUCUUGUUAAUGGAUUUGAGGAGUGUAUACGGGCCUUCGUCAAUGAGAGUGGCGAUGGAGAUGGGGAUAGGGAUGGAGACCUGCUUAUACUGCACGUUCAAGAUCCUUUUCAUAGGCUUUUGCUGCAUGGUGUCUGUGAGUUCUACAACCUGGUCUCAGUAACACAUACGCAGACUAAAGGCAAAGAGUCGGUGAAGACGACGAAGAUAAAGAAGAAGAAAGGAGCAUCCGUUGAGCUCCCUAACAUUACCCUCUGCCAGUUCCUGAGAAUGGCUAAGGAGGGGAUUUGGUAACGUCGAGCCGCCCCAGGAUCCCAAGUGUUGUAAGAUAAGCAAUCCAUUGGUGAUUGCAAUGGACAGGAACACAAGUCAUAUAACGUAUUUUAUAUGAUUAUGACCUUGUACACAUCACCUUCAUUUAACCUUAACAUUAAUCCCCGGGUGUAGCGGGAAAGUUAGCUCUUGAUUCAAUAAUACUAUGUUUCUUUCUA
Molecule: messenger RNA, 1147 nt
Organism: Diospyros lotus (date-plum)
Lineage: Eukaryota; Viridiplantae; Streptophyta; Magnoliopsida; Ericales; Ebenaceae
Exons: 7
Coding region: 171-950 (259 amino acids)
Molecular function (GO): nucleic acid binding
Source: RefSeq, a predicted model, not a curated record